Messenger RNA from Aquila chrysaetos chrysaetos, 4141 nucleotides. RefSeq names its product chloride intracellular channel 6 (gene CLIC6). The transcript has 7 exons. The coding region runs from base 123 to 2402 and encodes 759 amino acids. Gene Ontology annotation, molecular function: D4 dopamine receptor binding; D3 dopamine receptor binding; D2 dopamine receptor binding. The record is from RefSeq and is a predicted model, not a curated record. Gene Ontology annotation, cellular component: plasma membrane. NCBI's taxonomy places the organism in Eukaryota, Metazoa, Chordata, Aves, Accipitriformes, Accipitridae.
CCCGUCGGUGCCCGACGCUGAUCCCCGGCGGCGGCGGCGGCUCCGCUGGUCCCCGCUCGUCCCGGCGGCCGGACGCGCCCGCCCUGCUGCGCUCUCGGGCGGCGGCCCCGGGGGAGGCCGGCAUGGCGGAGAGCCCGGGGCAGCCUGGCGCCCCGCCGCCGGAGGGGAGCGACGUCCCGCGCGAAGGAGGCGAUGAGGAAGGGGCGGCGGCGGGGGACCCGCAGCCCGGGGUGUCCCCCGAGGGAUCGGCGGAGCCCCCGGACGGGUCUCCCGCCGGGGAGGCGCCGCGACUGAGCGGGGAGGGGGCGGCUGGGCAGGAGCCGGCCGAGGCGGCGGUGGCCCCCGAGGGCAGCGGCGGGACGGGGAACGGCUCCCCCGAGGGGGCGGCGGAGACCCCGGGUGGGCCGGGCGCGGGGCGGCAGGCUCCGGCGGGGUCUGAGCAGCGAGACCCCGACGGGAGCGGCCCGCGGGGCGAGGGUCUGCCAGGAGGGGAGCCGGUGGCGGCGGCCGCAGUGGUAGACGCGCCCGAGGGCUCCGCGCCGGCGAGGGCGGACCCCGAGGACGCGGCGGUGGCCCCGGCGGGGACGGAGCCCGAGGAGGCAGCCCCGGCGGGGACGGAGCCCGAGGACGCGGCCAUGGCCCCUACGGGGACGGAGCCCGAAGAGGCGGAGGCGGCCCUGGCGGUGCCAGACUGUGAGGAGGCGGUGAGGGAGGCAGCCCCGACGGAGACAGACCCCGAGGAAGUGGUGGCGACAGCCCAGGCCGGGACAGACCCCGAAGAGGCAGCGGGGACAGACCCAGCGGGGACAGACCCCGAGGAGGCGGUGAGGGAGGAAGCCCCGUCGGAGCCAGACCACGAGGAGGUGGUGAGGGAGGAAGCCCCGUCGGGGCCAGACCCUGAAGAGGCUGCGAGGGAGGAAGCCCCUGUGAGGGAGGAAGCCCCAUCGGGGCCAGACCCCAAAGAGGCUGUGAGGGAGGAAGCCCCUGUGAGGGAGGAAGCCCUGUCGGGGCCAGACCCCAAAGAGGCUGCGAGGGAGGAAGCCCCUGUGAGGGAGGAAGCCCUGUCGGGGCCAGACCCCAAAGAGGCUGUGAGGGAGGAAGCCCCUGUGAGGGAGGAAGCCCCGUCGGGGCCAGACCCCGAGGAGGCGGAGAGGGAGGAAGCCCUGUCGGGGCCCGACCCCGAAGAGUCGGUGAGGGAGGAAGCCCCUGUGAGGGAGGAAGCCCCUGUGAGGGAGGAAGCCCCAUCGGGGCCAGACCUCGAGGAUGCGGUGCAGGAGGCAGCCACGGCAGCAACAGUCCCCGAGGAGGCGGCAGCGGCACCGGCGGGGGUCGAGGUGGCUCCCGAGAGCCGCGGGGAAGCGGAGGUGGCGUUGCCGGCCGGAGAGGAGGCUGACGGCGGAUGCCGGUCGCCGGGCGGCCCCGACGGCGAGGACGGGGCAGAGAGGCCGGGGGCGGAGCGGGGAGCCGGUGCCCCGGCGGUGGCAGGAGCGGGGCCCGCGGCCCCGGAGGCAGGGGAAGGCGGCGCGGUGGCAGCGGGACAGCGCGGCGGGUCCCCGGGCCCCGAGGGCAGCGAGUGGGAUGCGGCCGGUCCGAGCCUGAACGGCGUGCGGGGCCGGGCCGAGGACGAGGAGGACGAGACGGGCUUGCCGGCCGCCCUGGAGGAGGAAGAGGAGGAUGAGGAGAAGCAGGAACACGACAUCUCCCUCUUCGUCAAGGCUGGCAGUGAUGGGGAAAGUAUUGGAAAUUGCCCAUUCUCUCAGCGUCUCUUUAUGAUUCUGUGGCUAAAAGGUGUCAUAUUUAAUGUCACAACCGUGGAUUUGAAAAGAAAGCCUGCUGACCUGCAGAACCUCGCCCCGGGAACAAACCCCCCCUUCAUGACAUUUGAUGGUGAAGUGAAAACCGAUGUCAAUAAGAUCGAGGAGUUCUUGGAAGAAAAGCUAGCUCCGCCUCGGUAUCCCAAACUUGCACCAAACCACCCCGAGUCUAACUCUGCAGGAAAUGAUGUCUUUGCAAAAUUUUCUGCGUUCAUAAAGAACCCGAGAAAAGAUGCUAACGAAAAUUUGGAAAAAUCUUUGCUUAAAGCCCUGAGGAAGCUGGACAGCUAUUUAAAUAGCCCCUUGCCUGAUGAAAUUGAUGCUUACAGCACUGAGGAGAUCACUGUUUCCAGCCGGAAAUUCCUGGAUGGAGAUGAGCUCACCUUAGCGGAUUGCAACCUCCUACCAAAGCUCCAUAUAAUCAAGGUUGUUGCAAAAAAAUAUAGAAAUUUUGAUUUUCCACCUGAAAUGACAGGGAUUUCAAGAUACUUGAACAAUGCAUAUGCAAGAGAUGAAUUUACAAACACUUGUCCCGCUGAUCAAGAAAUUGAGUAUGCGUAUUUGGAUGUUGCAAAGAGAAUGAAGUAAACAGAAGAUGCCUCCAUUCUUUAUUGCUUCUGCGAUUUAGACGGGCAUGAGCCAAGAUGGAAAAAACAAAAGCCAGCAUACAUUCUGCAGUAUAAUUUUAAGUUCUGCUAUUGGCCAAUCCUUCUUUUAUAAUGAUUGUAUGGCAUUAUUUGCUCAUUCUUAAAUUAUGUAUGUAUAUGUUUGUGUGUCUGUACAGAUGUCUGCACACAUGAAUGUCUGUUGUGCAUCCCAAGUUAAAGGCAUCAGUCAAUAUUAAAGCAUUUCUUGAAGUUAGGGAAACAGUGUAGGUCACACAAUUAUAGCAAUACUACAGACUAGUGACUUACGUUAAACUGCUGAAUUUGGAGACGAAAUAGCCCUGUUUCUAACACACAUUUAACCUGUCAUUAUUGCUGCCUCUGAUUUCUGUUUCACAGUUGUUGCCAAACUUCACAGUUACUGGGAGGGUGUCUGUUUGCUUCUCUGCAAGCCUCGGAGGGCCACAAGUCAGCAGCUGGUGCCCAUGCAGCACCCUGGUUAACCCAGGAGAGAGGCCAGCCUGUUGGUGGGACCACAUCUGACGUCCCAGAAGCCCUCUCCUCUGUGCUAGACACCUGCAAGGCAGGUCAACGAAGAACAACUCCUCUUCAUUUUGCGUGAGUCUCCUUUGGUAUUAAAAAUAAAUAAAUAAUUUAAAAAAUUCCUGCCUUCUCCUCUCUCAGGGCUGCAGAACCCAUUGAACUUCCCUCCUGGUGCUCCCAAAGAGAGGAAUGCAGACUGUCACUGGCCUAUGGACUAUCUGAUAACAGAUAUUUGACAAAGGAGGAGGGAGAGAAAUUGGUGAACAUCUGUCCCCAGCAAGUGAUGUAGGAUUUCUUUGUCAUCCUUCCAUGACUCUCAUUUGGUUUUGGAAAGCAAAGAGGAGGAGAGGGUCUAAGAAAGAAACAGUCCUUCUGUACUUCCUUUUCCUGGUUCAGCUCCAGCAUACUGGCUUUCCCAGGGCAGCUGUUAGGACUUCAUUGCUGAGAGGUUUACAGCUGAUCAGGCAGGUAUCUAUCAGGAAUGAGGUAGACCUACCUCCUGCCUUAGGCGGGGGAUGGAUUAGAUGAGCCCCUCCAGCCUCGCAUGAGUCUGUGUUCAAGGCAGUCAGUACUAGUGAGAAACACCCUUUAGCCUGACAUCAGGGAGCACACUAUUAGAGAUCUAUGGACUACGAAAAGUGACGUCCACAGCUGCUUUCUGCUGAGCAGGCCCUCAGCAAGCCCAUAGGAGUAGAGGGUGAGAUGCUUUAGUCAUAGGGUUACCUGGAAGUUUCCUUCUGAUGGAUUUUGCCUGUGUGUACAAAAUAGCUAUAUCCACAAAAAGACUCUUACAGACUAGUCAUUCAUCCUUGCCCAUGUCAAACAUACACUUGAAUUCUAACAAAGCAUUACUUAACAGUAAUAGUCAGUGUCAGACAUAUUGUGUCUGUGGUGUCUUCAUCUUACACACUACACAGUUCUGAUGCAAACGUGCUAUCAUCACAAUUAUUUGCAAGCAGUGUUAAAUGUGCAGUUUUAGUUUGCCUUUAGAGAAAACAGACACAAUAACUUUCCCCUCCCAGCCUCAACUGUGAACUCUCAUACCCGGGUUGAUAGCUGAGCAGUCACUCAUCACGUAUUACUAACUGUUACUUUGUAUUUUCAAAUACAUACAUAUAUAUAUAUAUAUAUAAAAAUAUAUAUAAAAAAUGAAAUCUGUAUACUCUUUUCAUAUGCCUU